GUUUAACAUCAAUAUCUUCCUAUCAUUCCAGAUGUCUUCAUUCCCUAUUUCAUAAGUUAAUUACUAUUUCUCUUGUGAGUGUAAUAUAUACGUCAAGUAUUUAAAAUCCAAAACUAUUUUUAAAAUUUGCGACGAGGUCCACUCACCGACGCGUGGAGAUAAUUGGAAACAUAGAAUUUGAUCAACAUUUACAUUUAUUUAUCGAAGAUUCUGCAUUUAGUUUUUGUUUUAUCGAUCAGAACAACGACCCCCCUGCAGUGCCCCUACAGUCGCUCCGCAAUGAACUUGUGACGUACACCGUAAAUUCACACACACACACACGAGGGGAUAAUAUGGUUUUAUCUCGCGCAGAAUGAAGCUGGGAUUCUUAAAACGAAUCGGAUAUGGGAUUUUAAUAAUUUCAGGUCUGACGAUACUUUUCCAAGUGACAGUACUGAAGAAACACCGCUCCAAUGACGUUGUUUCCUUUCGAGCACGAGACAUUUCCCACAGACAGUACGGAUGGAAUCGUAAUAUAAUGGAAUCACAGCACGACGGUUUAUCUCAGUUAUCCGGAACCAGGGGAGAGGUGGUGGUCCAGAAACCUAACAAAACAUUAUAUUUUUCAUCAGUGGAGAGGGAAGACUCCAGAGGGAGUCCAUACUAUGGGCAGAGACGGAUAUCAUACCAAGACUUCCUUAACCAGCCAUCAGUAGAUCUGACAAAACUUCGGUCGAACUGGAGAGCAGACGCCCGUAUCAUUCAAAACGCCAGCAACAAGAAACGCUAUUUAACGAUUGGCAUACCGACAGUGAAGCGAGAGAAGGAUGAGUAUAUUUUGAAUACCGUCCAGUCCAUCGUGAACUGCACGCGGAAGGAGGAACUACAGGAGAUCUACAUCGUUGUCUUCCUUGCCGAUUUUGACGAGGACUGGAAGGCCAACAUCAGUAAACAUCUGCGACAGCAGUUUGGCGAUAUCAUUUCCAUGGGAACGCUGCACGUGAUCCAAGCAUGGGAUUCAUUUUAUCCGCCAUUGGAUAAUUUAAAACAUACAUUUGUCGACCCAGAGACGAAAAAGAAAUGGCGGGCUAAACAAAAUGUCGACUACGCGUUUUUGUUUAUGUAUAGUCAGGUUCUUGCCACGUACUAUAUACAAAUGGAGGAUGAUAUAUAUACCGUACCGGGUUAUUUUAAAGUUAUAAAAGACUACGUCAAGAAGUUCAAGGAGCGCUGGGUGUGUUUAGAAUUCUCCGAAUUAGGAUUCAUUGGAAAAUUAUACCACUCCGAGGACAUCGACAAACUGGCCAAAAUGGUCUUGUUGUUUUACGCACAGCAACCGUGUGACGUCACGUAUUUGAAUUUCAAUGUUCAGAUGUUGCAGUUUAAGCGACACAUUCGUCGGCCGACGAUAUUUGAACAUGUCGGCUAUCAUUCGUCACUUCCGGGGAAAAUACAACCCCUUAAGGAUCGUUUCUUUGAGGAACAUCAAAAAUCGAUAAAGGGUGACAACCCACCCGCGAAAUUGUACACCAGUUUGCCAUUUGAGGGAUAUUUCAACCCUGACAAAGCCUACCGUAGAGAGGAAGGGAUUUUCUGGAGUUCUAAAAAUGGCCGAGCAAACGAUUGGUUCUCCGUUGUAUUCGAUGAACCUCAGUUGUUAAGCAAAAUAGUUAUCCAUACCGGAAUAAAAUCUCACCCUGGUGAUAAAAUACAUUUUGCAAAACUGGAGGCAAGUCUUGCGUCGACGCCCAGGGGCCCCGGCAAACCCGAGUGUAGCCGGAAUAAACUGCUAGGGUAUUUUGAAGAUGGCGACAUAGAACUGAAUGAAGUUCGGUCUAUCACAGGAGAAGAAAAAAUUCACUGUUUGAAUAUCAUCAUCACCAACAAACAGGAAACUUGGGUGAUAGUUAGGGAGAUAGCGGUGUUUACUGUACACCACGAAAUCAAGCAGACAACAAAAAAUCUGGGUGAUAGUUAGGGAGAUAGCGGUGUUUACUGCACAACACGAAAUCAAAAAGACGUCUUAAGCAUUGCAGAAUGUGUUAUCCUGAGCACAAAACAAAAGGAUGAGUCAAUGUGAAAUUCUCUGUAACGAAUGUCACAUGUGAACGUGCCGUUCUAAAAUCAAAUUGAAUGUUUGUAUGUGUGUAGGUCAUGAGAGUUAUUUAUCGUGUGUAGGUCACGAGUUAUCGUGUGUAGGUCACGAGAGUUAGUUAUCGUGUGUAGGUCACGAGAGUUAGUUAUCGUGUGUAGGUCACGAGAGUUAGUUAUCAUGUGUAGGUCACGAGAGUUAGUUAUCAUGUGUAGGUCACGAGAGUUAGUUAUCAUGUGUAGGUCACGAGAGUUAGUUAUCAUGUGUAGGUCACGAGAGUUAGUUAUCGUGUGUAGGUCACGAGAGUUAGUUAUCGUGUGUAGGUUACGAGAGUUAGUUAUCAUGUGUAAGUCACGAGAGUUAGUUAUCAUGUGUAAGUCACGAGAGUUAGUUAUCGUGUGUAGGUCACGAGAGUUAGUUAUCGUGUGUAGGUCACGAGAGUUAGUUAUCGUGUGUAGGUUACGAGAGUUAGUUAUCAUGUGUAAGUCACGAGAGUUAGUUAUCGUGUGUACAUCACGAGAGUUAGUUAUCGUGUGUAGGUCACGAGAGUUAGUUAUCAUGUGUAGGUCACGAGAGUUAGUUAUCGUGUGUAGGUCACGAGUUAUCGUGUGUAGGUCACGAGAGUUAGUUAUCGUGUGUAGGUCACGAGUUAUCGUGUGUAGGUCACGAGAGUUAGUUAUCGUGUGUAGGUCACGAGAGUUAGUUAUCGUGUGUAGGUCACGAGAGUUAGUUAUCGUGUGUAGGUCACGAGAGUUAGUUAUCGUGUGUAGGUCACGAGAGUUAGUUAUCGUGUGUAGGUCACGAGUUAUCGUGUGUAGGUCACGAGAGUUAGUUAUCGUGUGUAGGUCACGAGAGUUAGUUAUCAUGUGUAGGUCACGAGAGUUAGUUAUCAUGUGUAAGUCACGAGAGUUAGUUAUCGUGUGUAAGUCACGAGAGUUAGUUAUCGUGUGUAGGUCACGAGAGUUAGUUAUCGUGUGUAGGUCACGAGAGUUAGUUAUCGUGUGUAGGUUACGAGAGUUAGUUAUCGUGUGUAGGUCACGAGAGUUAGUUAUCGUGUGUAGGUCACGAGAGUUAGUUAUCGUGUGUAGGUCACGAGAGUUAGUUAUCGUGUGUAGGUCACGAGAGUUAGUUAUCGUGUGUAGGUCACGAGAGUUAGUUAUCGUGUGUAGGUCACGAGAGUUAGUUAUCGUGUGUAGGUCACGAGAGUUAGUUAUCGUGUGUAGGUCACGAGAGUUAGUUAUCGUGUGUAGGUCACGAGAGUUAGUUAUCGUGUGUAGGUCACGAGAGUUAGUUAUCGUGUUUGUUGAUAGUUUUGUAAAAGCAAUAUUUCUAGCUUCACGAAUUUUAUGAGAAAUUUGUCUACGAGUGAAGAGUGUGAUGUUCAGGUGUGAGAUAUUUGUUAAUUCUUUACUGUAGUUUAUAUUGAUGAAUAUUUUUUUUUACGUCUGUACUGUCGUUCAUAUUUGUGAGAGUUUUUAUUGGUGAGUGCUUUUAUUGGUGAGAGGAGUGUUUUUAUUGGUGAGUGUAUUUUUAAGAUGUACAAUAUGCGCCAUUUAUAAACUUUAUUUUCUACAAUGAUUUUUUAAAGAAACUGUUUGAACUCAUUUGUUCUUGUAGAAAUGGAUAGCAUUAAUUUUUCCUUACUUUUUAUCUUUCAUUUUAGUGUAUUAUUAUCAUUUUGAAAAAGUACAAAAAUUGUCCAUGUCGUCCAAAUGUUUUGUGAACCGAAGGUUAUAUGAACAAGGUCAAGUUUUUUCAAUUAUUUUUGAAAUGCCUGAAUUUUUAGAUGCUGAUACAAAAAUAUUAUAUUUCCUACAAACAAUGGUUGCUGAACACCGGAAGUUGUGUGAUGGCUCUGACGUCAUGUUGAUUGGGCAGGAUUUCAGAGCUGAGAUAGAAGCUAUUUUUAAUCUUCUACAAUUUGUUUUGUUCUCGUGCACUUUUUUUAUAUAUAUAAAUGUUACAGAUUUAAACAUGCGCACGGUUUUUGUUACGAAAUAUCCCUUUCAGAUUGAAACAAACCGGGAGAUAUAGGUUCAGUGUUUUUCCUGUACAAAGUCAAUCUCUCACCAGAGGGCGUAUUACUCUACGCGACAAUCUCUCACCAGAGGGCGUAUUACGCUACGCGACAACACCUCUGUCAACGUCUGAAUGUCAAGAUUCUUGGCAAAACUUAUUUCUACCUAUUGCAUUUUAAAGUAUGAUUUUACAAGUUUUAGUGUUAAGCUUAAAAUCUUACAGUAAGUUCACAAAAACAACGAAUUUCAUGAUUAUUCUAGUAUUAUUGGAUGAAUGAAUAUUUAUAUAAAACCAUUUAAUUCGCUCAGGUGUCUCAUAUUUACCAGCUUCUGCGUUUAUAAAAUUCAGACAUGUGUUUGAUUUGCUUAGAUAUUAUCAUUACAGUUUGAUAUGCUAAGUUAGUUUUAGUACGUUUUGAUAAGAUUUUUAGACGUUGACAGAGGUAUUAGUGGAGCAUAGCGGGAACGAUAACUCUGGGUAGAGAUUGGUACAAAGUGCGUUUGUAUAUUGUAAUGCUGUGUUAUAGUAACCGGUGUUGUAGCAUAGACUUUCCCCUCGGUAAAACGGGCCCGGGAUAGAUUCCCCCCAUAGGUGGAGAAAGUGCCCCAGCAUAUAAAUUCCCCCUAUGUACAAAGUCAGUAUAGAGUUUCUCCAUGGCGGAAAAACCGCCCUGGUAAGAAUUUUCCCUCUUCCUGUUUCCGGAUUUCAUUUGUCAUAGUUUACUGAAAUAGAUAUCCGCCCAUCAUUGAUAUUACGAUAUUCAUGAAAUGAACGAUUUUUUGUUGUUGAGAUGCUGAAGUUGGGUUUACACACUGAAAACUUUGAAUUGCAUAUAUAGUAAAAACAAUAUGCUUCUCAAAAUACCUUAAUGAUGGUCAUUAUCAUUAGGAUUUGUCGAAAAAAAUCAACUAAAAGAUGUACAAUUAAAAUAUCUGAAAAGUAAAAUAGAUGCACUGUAUAGAUUAAAGUGAUUUGAUUUUCCCGUUUAUCUAAAUUCGAACUUUUGAAUUAACAAAUCAGUAACUUCUUCCCAACUUCACUAUUUCAAAUGUUAGAUAUUGGUAAAUAACAGCAAAGACUUGAGAUGUCUGAAUGAAUUUUGAUAUACCAUUACACGUAUUGAAUAAUUUUCUUUUUUAAAAGAAACAUAAGAUGAUAAUUGUGAUACACAAGACCCUGCUUAAAAUUAAAGAAUGAGAAGAAUUCCUGAGUGUAGAAAAGCAGGAGAAUUCUAGUAUUAGAACUGGAAACGGAUACAUAGCUAAAAUGUAAGAAAAUGUAAGAAGGGGUCUUUUAGGGGGAAAUUCUACACUAGGACGGUUUUUCCAAGGGGGAAUUGAGCCCGGGUUAAUUCUUCCUUGGAGAAAAUUCUAUGCCAGGCCCAUCUUUCCGGGGGAAUAUCUAUCCCGGGCCCGUUGUUUUUUUUAAACUUUUAAUUCAUUAUUUACUGAUUAUAACGGUAUGGUGAUAGGUCGGCGUUUGAUAACACUGGGGAUUGCGUUUGUGAUUAUCAACACAUUACUGAAUGAUCAAAGUCUUAAGGAUAACAAGAAUAUAAGAUCUGUAACCUAAAGAGGAAACAUGAACGUACAUCACACUGCGCAGAGUCAACUGACUGAUCAAGUAUAUUAUUAAUUAUUCUAGUAUUAUUGGUCUAAGAUAUUGUUACCUAACACUCAGGCGGCUGUUACAUUUCAUCCCCUAGAACCUCCUACCAUCCAAUCAUCACUCCCUUGGGUGUUACAUUUUAUCCCCCGGAACCUCUUUUCUCCCAAUCAUCACUCCGAUGCACCUAGAACGAUUCUGAUUGCAAGUUUUUAGUCAUAAAACAUUUCCUUGUAUGUUUCAUUUCGAUUGAUCGAGAACACUUAUGCCUGUUGCAUGUAAAUGUAUAUUUCAAUAGAGUUAACAUCAGCUGAGGGAAGUUCACUAUAAACACCAACAAACAAAAUUCAAAAUCAGACCGCCUGCCAUUGUAUUGUGAGAGAGAGACAGUCUGCCAUUGUAUUGUGAGAGAGAGACAGCCUGCCAUGGUAUUGUGAGAGAGACAGUCUGCCAUUGUAUUGUGAGAGAAACAACCUGCCAUGGUAUUGUGAGAGAGAGACAGUCUGCCAUGGUAUUGUGAGAGAGAGACAGUCUGCCAUUGUAUUGUGAGAGAGAGACAGCCUGCCAUUGUAUUGUGAGAGAGAGACAGUCUGCCAUUGUAUUGUGAGAGAGAGAGACAGCCUACCAUUGUAUUGUGAGAGAGAGACAGCCUGCCAUGGUAUUGUGAGAGAGAGACAACCUGCCAUGGUAUUGUGAGAGAGAGAGAGAGAGAGAGACAGCCUGCCAUUGUAUUGUGAGAGAGAGACAGCCUGCCAUUGUAUUGUGAGAGAGAGACAGCCUGCCAUUGUAUUGUGAGAGAGAGACAGCCUGCCAUUGUAUUGUGAGAGAGAGACAGCCUGCCAUGGUAUUGUGAGAGAGAGGCAGCCUGCCAUGGUAUUGUGAGAGAGAGACAACCUGCCAUUGUAUUGUGAGAGAGAGACAACCUGCCAUGGUAUUGUGAGAGAGAGACAGCCUGCCAUUGUAUUGUGAGAGAGAGACAGCCUGCCAUUGUAUUGUGAGAGAGAGACAACCUGCCAUGGUAUUGUGAGAGAGAGACAGCCUGCCAUGGUAUUGUGAGAGAGAGACAGGCCCCAUGUUAGUAACCAUGGUAACAGGGUUUUUCAAAUUCUUCUUUAUUAAUUUUUUUUACUUUUUCAACAGAAACUCAGCAAGCUUCAUGUCUUGAAAAUUAAAAAAAAAUAUAUAUAUAAAGAAAAUCGAGUUUGAGAAAAAACCUGUUAGUGAUUCGCUUAGGAUAUUUAUGCUUGUAUACCGGUAUGUUAGUUUAUGUACGAAUGUAACAGCAUAGAUACCGGCAUGAAUACAUCGGUUUAACCGUAUAUAUAAACCUGUAACCGUGACGUAAUGACAUGUAUAUACCGUUAUAUCUAUUGCUAUGUGGAAUAUGUAUUGAUUUAGCCGGUAUCGGUAUAACCGUUCAUGUGCCAUUGUAACGUAUAUGCACCGGUAUAACGGCUUUAAUUUCAGUUCCUGGUAUUCUAAGAUGGUAUCUUGUUGCUUCCUGUUGAGAAGACUAAAGCAAAUGUUUUUAAUUCAAACAAUGUAUUGUGUGAACGUACGUGUUUAUGUACGUGUGUGUGCAUGAAGAGAGAGAGAGAGAGAGAGAGAGAGAGAGAGAGAGAGGUUAGCUUUACCGGUGAUUGCGCUAUACCGAUUUUUUAUUUGUUGAUAUAAACUUUUACGAUUUGUCUUGCCAAACUACUGAUUGUUACAACUACUGAUUGUUAUAACUACUAAUUGUUAGAACUCUGAGUUCAUGUCAAAGUUUAUUGAUUAUUUCAAAACCGAUAUGUUUAUUCGGACCUAGUCAAACCAGUGCUUUAGUUACAUAUACUUUUAUCAUUUUGAAGACAUUCCUAUAUAUCCUGUCUUUAUUGACUAGAAAAGAAAUCAAACAAUAAAAUUGUAUGUGACGUU
Messenger RNA from Ostrea edulis (European flat oyster), 7612 nucleotides. RefSeq names its product alpha-1,3-mannosyl-glycoprotein 4-beta-N-acetylglucosaminyltransferase C-like. Gene Ontology annotation, molecular function: acetylglucosaminyltransferase activity. Gene Ontology annotation, biological process: protein N-linked glycosylation. The transcript is spliced from 6 exons. The record is from RefSeq and is a predicted model, not a curated record. Lineage: Eukaryota; Metazoa; Mollusca; Bivalvia; Ostreida; Ostreidae. Bases 353 to 1957 code for a protein of 534 amino acids.